ACUGAUAAUUCUUGUCUUUCUGAGAAUACUGAGGACCGUGAUUUUAUUAUAUCUAACUUAAAAUUAUUAUCAGAAUAUAGCGAUGAACUUGAGAAAGAGAGUGAGGAUUAUAUUCCUAAAGUAGUCUCUGAUAAUAGCUUCUUUAAUAAGUAUCUAGUGCUGUGGUAUUCCUGGGAAACUGGAGAAGCAGUAUUAGAGUUAAUUAAAGAGCUAAAUUAA
Aspergillus vadensis CBS 113365 is the source of this 219-nucleotide messenger RNA. RefSeq lists its product as uncharacterized. The record is from RefSeq and is a predicted model, not a curated record. Lineage: Eukaryota; Fungi; Ascomycota; Eurotiomycetes; Eurotiales; Aspergillaceae. The annotation marks the transcript as partial. The transcript is spliced from 2 exons.